AUGUCUAGCCCUUGAUUUGUGGCUUUUACAAAGGCAAAGAUUUGGCAUGAGCCGAAAGAGAUAAGAGGAGGGAGAGAAGGCGGUAAGGCAUUUGGUUAUGCCUUUGUGAUGAGUAAAGAGAGCAUCCAAUGGGGGACAUCAUUAUGAUGUCUAGCCCUUGAUUUGUGCCUUUUACAAAGGCAAAGUGUGAUGAGCCGAAAGAGAGAAGAGGAGGGAGAGAAGGCGGGGCCUUUGUGAUGAGUAAAGAGAGCAUCCAACGGGGAGAGCAUUCGGCUCUCCCAUGGAAGGUUGAACAUGGGUUGAGAGAAAACAAAUGAUACAUAUGCAAUUAAUCUCUAAUAUAGGUUGAGUGUUAUAAUAUAUAUAUAUAUAUAUAUAUAUAUAAACAAAAAAAAAAAAAAAAACCCUAUGGUAUAGGUAGAUAAACACAAUUAAGCUUCAAUACAACUUCAAAAAAAAAAAAAAAUAACAAUGGAAAGCAGAAAGAAACCCAAAAAAUAAAAAAUAAAAAAGAGGAAGAACCCAAAACACAAGAUUGAGUAAUGCAAAAUAACACAUCAAGAUAAAGAUAUUGACAGGGAGAAACAAGAUAAGAGAACUGAAACAAGAAAAGAGAAAUGAACGGUUUGGGUAACGAGAAGAAAAACGGAGAUUUAAAUCCCUAAUCCUAUAAUUCAGGAUAAGAUUAACAUUAAUCACAAAUGAAAAAAUAAACAGCAAUUACUUAAUUAAUCAAUUUAAGGGUAAAUUUGGCAAUCUAAUACAAAUAAGCUUAUGUGGAUAAUUAAUUACUGGACCUCAUCCGAAAAAUAAAACAAAUUAAGUUGGACUAUAACUAAUAAUGACUUAUAAAAUUGAACUUAUAUUAAGUUUCCCCUUCUCCAAAUUGGAUUCUCCCUCUAUUUUUUAAAAUUGGACUUCUCCCUCUAUUAUAUUAAGUUCCCACCACCAAAUUCAAAAACUUGGUUUGCCAAAAUCUGAUUUAAACCCACCGCAUCCCAAAAUUGUGCCCACUCACUUUUAAAAUAUUAAUUAAAAAAAUAGUAGCUAUAUUAAAGGGUUAGAAACUGGAAAGCUUCCAUUCCACCAUUUCUCAUUCCGUCUCACCUUUACUCUCCCAAAAUUAAAAGGACGCUCAUUCCAGCUCCUCCGUCCAGUUCCAACCCAUUCAUCCGUGGAGUCUAUCCACCUCAAGCCUACUCCUCUGUCCAGUUCAAAGGCACUCCUCUGCCCUCUGGUGACACACACCGACACACAAGAGGGCCAAGAUACAUAUGGCUAAUAUGAUGCUUGAUGAUGAUGCAUUUUUGGCAUCUAUGGGAACUCAACCACACUUCCAAUUUGGUGUAGUCACCGAAAAUGAAUCAUUUGCAACCAACCAACCCCAUGAGACAUGUAGUCGACAUACGCAAUCAAGUGGCUCUACUUCUUUGUCACCCACAACUCGAAAGAGGAAUAGGGGAGUUAACAAAAUACGGUGGGGCAGAGGGAGGUGCGAAAAACUGAACUUUAACAGAUUUGGUCAACCUAUUUCUCCUCGUGACAAUGUGGCCAAAUUUGGGCGCUACAUAGCCAUGUUGGCUCGUGAUGGUGGAAUAAUCCCAAUUGAUUCACCUGAUUGGCGCCAAAUAGAAUCUUCGAAACUUGAUCGAGUGUGGUCAUUGGUCCAGGCCACUAUAGACUGGACAAAUCCAAAAGCUGCUGGCAAGGAGGACAAAGUAAGGGCUAUUGUGGAAACGAAAUUGCAUGAUCGUUUCAGGACAUGGAGGGCAAAACUCCGUAAGUUGUAUUAUGUUCCCUUUGAGAACUCCGAGCAGAGGAAGCAUUGCAAUGAUUCUAGGGUAAUCCAGAGACAAUGGCAAUCCUUGGUAGCUUAUUGGGAUAAAAUUGAAAAUAAGCGGAGAUGUGCAACGAAUGUGAAGAAUCGAAAGAUGUUAAAGACGAGUCACACAACUGGGACAACAACUUUUGCUCAAAUACGGAAUGAUUAUGCUGAAGAACAUGAUGGAAAUGAACCUGAUCGUGUGACUUUUUUCAAAAUGACACACACAAGAGGACCUAAGCAACUCCCAGUUGAUGAUGAAUCUGCUAGAAUGAUGUUAGCGUUUGAAAAUCUGGAAGUGGAGGUUCGUGAACGUGGUGAUGAGGUAACAACAGAGGUUCGUAAUAAGAUUUAUGCAGAAGUGUUGGGCCCAGAGAAGCGAAAUCAAGUGCGAGGCUUUGGCCUUGGAGUUGGUUGGGCAGAUGUACCAGGAAUUGUUACUGAACAGCGAGGUAUUUCUAGGGAAGUGAAGUAUCUUCGGGAAGCUUAUGAAGCUCAGAAAGAAGCCACUGCUGCUGCGGAAGAAAAAAUGACUCGUAUGAUGCAUGAGGCAAAUGAGAAAGCGGAAAAGAUGAAAAGAGAGCAAGAAGAAAGCAUACAAAGGCUUAGGGCCGAACAAGAGGAGAAUUUGAGGUUAGCAAAGGUGCAAAUGGCUGAGCAAUUGAAAGCCAUGUUGGCACAUGUAGGCAUCAACAUUGGUUCAUUUGGAGUGAGUGCUCUACAAAGUACUUCAACUCAGCAGCAAGGGUGUGGAAGCUCACAUGCUCAGAUUUCAACGGGUUUCGAAGGUGGAAAUGACAAGAAUGUGCAGUGUGGACCUCCAAUUUCUAGUGCUAUGAUGCAUGAGGACUGCCAAAGUCAGAAUACUGGUUAG
Pyrus x bretschneideri (Chinese white pear) is the source of this 2696-nucleotide messenger RNA. RefSeq lists its product as uncharacterized. Lineage: Eukaryota; Viridiplantae; Streptophyta; Magnoliopsida; Rosales; Rosaceae. The record is from RefSeq and is a predicted model, not a curated record. Bases 1275 to 2696 code for a protein of 473 amino acids. The transcript is spliced from 6 exons.